Messenger RNA from Malania oleifera, 2382 nucleotides. RefSeq names its product serine/threonine-protein kinase Nek2. Bases 246 to 2081 code for a protein of 611 amino acids. NCBI's taxonomy places the organism in Eukaryota, Viridiplantae, Streptophyta, Magnoliopsida, Santalales, Ximeniaceae. The record is from RefSeq and is a predicted model, not a curated record. Gene Ontology annotation, molecular function: protein kinase activity; ATP binding. Gene Ontology annotation, biological process: protein phosphorylation. The transcript is spliced from 15 exons.
CUCCUUACAUUUGAACUUGGAAUUGAGUUUUCAGUUUCCAUUUUUCUCUCUUCUUCUUCUUCUUCUUCUUCUUCCUCCCUCCCUCUCUCUCUCUCUCUCUAGUUUUAUUCUAUCUAUAAUCUAUCCCGAGGCUGCUUCCAAAUGCUUCCAAGUUUUUAAGUGGCUGCAUACUUCGGAGUUCGGGAUCUGCUGAUUCAUUGAAGUAUCUUCGGCUUACAGAAAGGGGGAGGGUAGCAGCACAUAAAAUGGACCAAUAUGAGGUUCUGGAGCAGAUUGGAAAAGGUUCUUUUGGUUCUGCUCUUCUCGUGAGGCAUAAACAUGAAAAGAAGAAGUAUGUAUUGAAGAAAAUUCGCCUUGCUCGCCAAACUGACAGGACCCGAAGAUCUGCUCAUCAGGAGAUGGAGCUUAUUUCAAAAGUACGCAAUCCAUUUAUUGUGGAGUACAAAGAUUCCUGGGUUGAAAAGGGCUGCUAUGUGUGCAUUGUUAUAGGAUACUGUGAAGGAGGAGACAUGGCUGAAGCUAUUAAAAGAGCAAAUGCUGUUCACUUUCCUGAGGAGAAACUCUGUAAGUGGCUUGUUCAACUGCUGAUGGCACUAGACUAUUUGCAUGCAAACCAUAUUCUUCAUCGUGAUGUCAAGUGUUCAAAUAUAUUUUUGACAAAAGAUCAAGACAUACGUUUAGGUGACUUUGGUCUUGCUAAAAUGUUGACUUCUGAUGAUCUUGCUUCCUCUGUUGUGGGAACUCCAAGUUAUAUGUGCCCUGAGCUUCUAGCUGAUAUACCAUAUGGUUCGAAGUCAGAUAUUUGGUCUUUAGGAUGCUGUAUAUAUGAAAUGACAGCACACAGGCCUGCAUUUAAAGCUUUUGAUAUGCAAGCUUUGAUCCAUAAAAUAAACAAGUCUAUAGUGGCUCCACUUCCGACUAUUUAUUCUGGGGCAUUUCGAGGGCUUGUUAAGACAAUGCUUCGGAAAAACCCAGAGCUUAGACCAAGUGCUGCAGAGUUGCUCAGGCACCCACAUCUUCAACCUUAUGUCCUUAGGAUACAUCUAAAAUUGAAUAGCCCAAGACGGGAUUCCUUCCAACUCUUGAGGUCUGAUUCGAACUACAUGAAGAAAACUAGGUUCAUUGAGCCGGAACCUGUUUCCAUGCUUGCAUACAGAGAGAGACGGUUAUCAUUCAGCAACAAUAGGGCCUUGAAUCCUAGCAUAUCUGGAACUGAACAGGAUUUCCCAUGUUCUACUCAAAGAGUAGAGGAAUUUCCAAAUAAAUUCAAUCGGAAGUUUUCAAAAUUAUCCGUUGGAAGCAUCCAUGAAGAUAUUUGUAUUGAUAAGUCAAUGGCCCCGAAGUAUUCAAGUGCUGCCAAAACCCCUAGAGUGACGGCAGCGAAAACUUCUUCUACUCCCAGGAGGCAGACAGCUCCAUCAAAGAUAUCCCACACUGGUUCUAAUCGUGACUCGCUUCCAGCACAUUGUACUCCAGCAAGCAGGUCUUCGCAGCCAACACGCAGAGCAUCUCUUCCAUUUCUGACAAGGACUGCGACUUCAGAAACCCCUUAUAGAGCCAAUGUUGGUAUCCUUCAAAGAAUGGAGUCUCCAGAUGUCUCUGUCAAUGCACCACGGAUUGAUAAGAUUGCUGAAUUUCCCUUGGCCUCUUCUGAAGACCCCCUAAAUGUUGUUCGAAGAACUUCAUCAACAUCUGCACAAUGCUCUUCUUGCUCCCCGGUCAGUGGUGAUCGCUCAAUCACCAAGGAUAAGUGCACGGUCCAAAUCUUGGACAGAACAUUUGCCAGGCAGAAUUUUGCUAACCCUCGAGUUGUGCCUAAUGGAAGUGACUGCUCUGAGCAGAAUCCAACUGCCGUUUCAAGCCGUUCGUCAUCAGAUUCACGGCAGCGUCGGUUUGACACCUCAUCAUACCAGCAACGUGCUGAAGCAUUAGAAGGAUUGCUCGAGUUUAGUGCUCGAAUCCUACAAGAAGAAAGGUUUGAAGAGCUUGGGGUGUUGUUGAAGCCGUUUGGGCCGGAGAAAGUUUCUCCUAGGGAAACUGCUAUUUGGUUAACCAAGAGCAUCAAGGAGACUGCAGCGUAACAGAAGUAUUACCUUAUUGCUGCAGCUGCCUGUUGCACAAUUCCUCUAGGUUCGCCCAUCUAAGAAGUUGUCCUUGUGGAGUGUCUAACUGAAGUGAGAUCAUCUUGUUCUCCAUCGUAGGAACUGUAUUUAAAGUUUAAACUUAACAAUAUAUGUGUGUGGAGGUGAAGAUUAAGUUUUAGAAUCGUAUGUUCAGAAGCUUGGAGCUUGGAUCCUGAAUUUGAAUGUCAAUUGGAUAGAAUGCUAAGUAAAAUUAUACUGAGUUUUGCUCAAAUUUAUAAAAAUUUAAGUUUGAAACUCA